CAGAGAUUAACUCCAAACUCAUAGGCCCCAAUAUCUUCAAAUCACGUUCCUCUCCUUUCACACGACUCCAAACAAUGCAAACGCGUUUCCCCUCCUCCAAAGUCCAUAUGAAAUGGAAUUUCCUCUCGUUUACCUCUCUCUCUCUCUCUCUCUCUCUCUCUGUGAAAACUCUCUAUAAUAGGACCCCUCUUGAGUUUGGAAAUCAUCCAAAAAUUGCAUCUCCUCAACCAUGGACCACCCAAACGCCUCUGCAACUUCAAUCCAUCACACCCACGGGCUGUCAGUAUCUCGUUCUAUGCGUCGUUCCUGUCAUCGUCCUACCAAAUCUGUGGCCAAUCAAGUGGUUCGCUGCCUGAUCACCUCGCUAAUCCUGCUAUUCGUCUUGGCCAGCGCCGCGUGCUUCAUCGCCUGGCUCAUGCUCCAUCCCCACCCUCCUUCAUCCAGAGUCAACUCUCUCGCCGUGUCCGGCUUCAACAUCUCGAGCCCUCAGUUCACCCCCAGAUUCGAUAUCGAGCUUGUGGUAACGAACCCGAACAAGAAGAUAGUCUUCUCCAUCGACCAAUUUGGCUUGCUCAUUUCCUACAGGGGCAUCCCACUCCUCAGGAGCGUCGUGGAUCCGCCAAACUACAUACAGAUACUAGGCAACCGGAGUUCGGAGGUCAAGUUCGAGUUGGGCAUGGAGAAGCUGAGCGACAAGAAGAAGAGGAAGGUGCUUAGGGACAUCAAAGGGGAUUGGAGCAGAGGGGUGGUGAGCUUUCAGGUGAAGGCGAGUAUGAGGGUGACGUUCAGAGCUGGGAGGUGGCUGAGCAGGCAGAGGUUGGUGGAGGCCUCCUGUAAGGAUUUGAGCGUCGAGUUUUUGCCUGCCAAAGAAACAGGGAAGCUCCAUGAUGGAGGGAGAAUCUGCUCCGUUGAUUAACAUUAGGCGUUCCUCUGAUUUCUUCUCUAAAGGCCCAUUAUGGCAAGUGGUAUAGUUCAUGGCCUGAUUAUAGCUUUCGUCAGCUUGUUCUUUCUUUGUGUCAGAUCGUUAAUAGGAAGGAGCAGACUCUUAAGAAACG
This is a messenger RNA of Rhodamnia argentea, 1055 nucleotides long. Its product is annotated as NDR1/HIN1-like protein 12. The transcript has a single exon. NCBI's taxonomy places the organism in Eukaryota, Viridiplantae, Streptophyta, Magnoliopsida, Myrtales, Myrtaceae. The coding region runs from base 230 to 916 and encodes 228 amino acids. Gene Ontology annotation, cellular component: plasma membrane. The record is from RefSeq and is a predicted model, not a curated record.